AUGUCUCUUUUUACAGCCAGAAUAAAACUUAUUCGUUAUCUUCAUUGUAAUUGUGACGUCAUAAUUGUGUCUCUCUUUCCCUCUACAUCUUUCUGUCUCUGUUUUCCUCCACACCCUCUUUCUGGCUCUCUUUCCCUCCACAUCCUCUUUCUCUAUCUGUUUCUCCCCACUUCCUCUUUCUGCCUUUCUUUCUCACCACAUCCUCUUUUUGCCUCUCUUUCCCUCCAUGCACUAUUUCUCUCUGGGUUUCUCCCCACUUCCUCUGUCUUACUUUCUCUCCACACCCUUCUACUGUCACUCUUUCUCUCCACGCUGUCUUUGACCUUCAUCUCUCCACACCCUUUCUGCAACCCUUUCAUUAUCCCCAAACUAUUUUUCUUUCUUUCCUUCUUUCUUUUAUUUAUUCCUUCUUUUUCUAAAAUUUCUUCGUUUUACGUCUUUCUUUCUUUCUUUCUUUCUUUAAUAUUUCUUUGUUUUCCUUCUUUCUUUCUUUUUUUCUUUCUUUUUUCUUUCUUUCUUUCUUUUUCUAAUAUUUCUUUGUUUUCUUUCUUUCUUUUUUCUUUCUUUUUUUCUUUCUUUCUUUCUCUUUUUGAACGUAUUUCUUUAUUUUUCCCAUCAUCUCCAUCUAUUUGUAUAUUUUUAUUCAUGAAACUAUACCAUCUUUAUCUCUCUGUUGUUUAUUAA
Molecule: messenger RNA, 684 nt
Organism: Acanthosepion pharaonis
Lineage: Eukaryota; Metazoa; Mollusca; Cephalopoda; Sepiida; Sepiidae
Source: the annotation of a GenBank genome assembly